This is a messenger RNA of Postia placenta MAD-698-R-SB12, 2094 nucleotides long. RefSeq lists its product as hypothetical. The transcript is spliced from 8 exons. The coding region runs from base 80 to 1840 and encodes 586 amino acids. The record is from RefSeq and is a predicted model, not a curated record. NCBI's taxonomy places the organism in Eukaryota, Fungi, Basidiomycota, Agaricomycetes, Polyporales, Adustoporiaceae. Gene Ontology annotation, biological process: retrograde transport, endosome to Golgi. Gene Ontology annotation, molecular function: phosphatidylinositol binding.
CUUUCGGUGAAUGAGCAGCGUCGAGCACGGCCUUCUACGCGCACUCUAAUCACCGACUGCCACUCUUUCUUGCAUUAUAAUGGAUCCUUUCGCCGAAGAGGAGAACCCAUUUGGCGAGGUAGAGCCUGAGCGCAUCCAUUCAGACACGUCCUCUACCUCUCGAGUUGCUGUGUCUGAGCCGGCUUCACCACCGCGUCCCUCGCGCGCCCUCUCCUCGCCACCGGAGACCCCGCCAUCCAAGAGAACCACCUUUCCCUCCCAGGGCUCGCAUAGGCAGCCUCAGGUCUACAAGAACGACUUCUGCUGUGUCCGCGAUCAAUGGCUCCAUUCAGGCGAGGAUGUGGAGAUACAGAUCAUGGAUGCGGUCAAGACAUCUGCCAAUGCGACGUCUCCCUACAUUGCCUACGUCAUUCGAGCAGGUAAUGCCGAAGCCCACCACCGCUACUCGGAAUUUGAGUCCUUACGCACUAGUCUCGCUAAGCUAUACCCAACUCUCAUCAUUCCGCCCAUCCCCUCGAAGCAGACAAUAGGAGAGUAUGCGGCCAAGCAAGCCAAGGCCAAAGAGGAUGCUGCAAUGAUUGCUCGCCGCAAGCGUAUGCUGCAGACAUUCCUCAACCGCAUCGCUAGGCACCCCAUCCUCUCCAAUGAGCAUGUGUUCCAUCGCUUCCUUGAUGGAGAGGUGUCCUGGUCAGAGGUUCUGCAUUCCCCACCAUUGUCUUUGUUGCCCAAGAACAUUCUCAAGGCACCUUCACACAAUCCGACCGACCAGACCUCAUUGCCAGCGUAUGCUGCAUUGCCCAAUCCGUCUCCCGCCCAUCCACUGCGACGACCAGACCAGCGUUUCUUGGACUCUGAGAUAUUCACAAACAAGUUUGCAGCACACUUGAGCGGCCCAAUGGAGAAGGUGACUCGGCGAACAAUGAAGCGGUGGUCAGAUUACGCCCAGGACCAUUCAGAGCUUGGCGCUACGUUGAACGGGUUCAGUCUGAAUGAAUCUGGCCAGCUGUCGACUGCUAUCGAGAAGACAGGCCAAGCCAUUGAUACCACGUACAUGUCGACAACAGCCCUGCUGCAAGAGUUUGAGCAGGAUUGGGCGGAGCCUCUGCACGAAUACAGCCAGUUUGCCUCCAUCAUCAAGAAGCUGCUCGUUUACAGGCACCAGAAACACGUGCAAUAUGAGAUGACGCAGGACCAGCUUGAAGCCAAGCGUGAGCAGCUGGAUGAACUUGAAAUGAGUGAGCGUGAGGCCCGCAGGUUGGAGGAGGCCUUGAAUCAAGGACGCGUUAGCAGUAUCACCGCGACGCGUUCACGGAGUGCUGACGGCGAAACCGCGGCUACAUCGACGGAGGACGAUGAGGAUGCCGCGGAGACGCCGCAACCGGAACCGUCAGUGUACCUUCCUCCACAUCCAGGACCGAAUCCUGUCCGGCGCAGGGCACCAGGGCUAGGCUUUCUCAAUGCGCUGAGCUAUACCCUGCAUGGAAUGAUGGACGUAGAUCCUGAGACCGCGCGGCGAAACAAUAUUAGCAAGACACGGGAGACGAUCUCCCAGCUCGAGGAUGCCUUGCAUCUUUCUGCCCAGGACUUGAAAUAUUCCAGCUCAACGAUACAAGCUGAUCUCGACCGCUUCCAACGACAGAAGGUUGCGGAUUUGCGGGAAAUGACCAUCAGCAUGGCUAGGAGCCACCGAGACUGGUGUAGGAAGAACCUCGCUGCUUGGGAGGAAGCGAAGGCUGAGAUCGCGAAGAUACCUGAUCACCCUAAUCGGAUACCUGAAGGAGCAAAUGGCAAAGCUACUGCCAAUAGGAGAGACUCGACUGCAACUAUCAAUGGACGUUGAGCUCCCAUGACGAAAGCUGGGAAGAAAGCUGUUUGUCCUUGUUCUUCGCUCAUGGGCCGUCGCUCCGGGUAGAUCACUCGUGCUAAUCGCUUUGCUCACUCGUUCCUUAUCAUGUAUAUGCUAGAUACUAUUAGGAAGCCAUUUAGUCGUGUUGACUUGUGGACGAGGGACAUGGAGCGGAGCGCGUUUCUGAUCGAGUGCUUGAUGGUCAUCAACUGCAAGCGAUUUGUUUGUAUGGUACGAAGUCCUCGAGC